Molecule: messenger RNA, 1050 nt
Organism: Monoraphidium neglectum
Lineage: Eukaryota; Viridiplantae; Chlorophyta; Chlorophyceae; Sphaeropleales; Selenastraceae
Exons: 9
Coding region: 1-1050 (349 amino acids)
Biological process (GO): galactolipid biosynthetic process
Cellular component (GO): chloroplast outer membrane
Molecular function (GO): digalactosyldiacylglycerol synthase activity
Source: RefSeq, a predicted model, not a curated record
AUGCAUGGGGGGUUGGGGGUCAUCAAGCUGAGCGACGCCGUGCAGAAGCUGCCGCGCCAGGUGACCUGCAACGUCCACGGGGUGGGCGGGAACUUCCUGGCCAUCGGGCGGCAGCGGCGGCGCGCCACAGCCGAGGAGUAUGGCGGCAAGCGGUUUUCAAAGGGCGCCUACUUUAUCGGCAAGGCGGUCUGGGGCAAGGGCUACCACGAGCUGCUGGACUGCAUGGCGGCGCACACCGCCAUAGUUCGGGCGCGGCGGGAGGAGGAGCGCGCGGCGCGGCACAAGGCGAGAGAGGCAGCACUGCAGAAGGUCCCCCGGGGCCUGGAGGAGGCGGCCACAGAGCAGGGCCUUGACGGCCCGGAGGCGGCCGCCCUCACCACCGCCGCCGCCGCCGCCGUCGCCGCCGCCGCCGCGGCGUCGCUCACGCUCGGCGCGGCAGGGGCGGGGGCCGGGGGGGAGUGCCACCUGGAUAUCAUCGGGUCGGGGGAGGACCUGGCCGCGAUCAAGGAGGACGCGGCUUCCAAGCAGCUGGACGUCAGCUUCUACCCCGGCAGGGACCACGCUGACGAGUCCAUUCAGGAGUACCAGGUGUUUGUCAACCCCAGCAUAUCGGACGUCGUCGCCACCACGACCGCAGAGGCGCUGGCCAUGGGGAAAUGGGUGGUGGUGCAGGACAUCCCCUGCAACGCGUUCUUCAAGCAGUUUGGCAACUGCCUGACGUACGACGACGCCGCCGGCUUCAGCGCCGCGCUGCUGCACGCGCUGCAGAACGAGCCCGCGCCCAUGGACGACGAGACGCUCAACAAGCUCUCCUGGGAGGCAGCAACCGAGCGGCUGCUAGACGUGUCGGCCAUCAAGCCGGAGGAGUGGCCCAGCCACAGGCAGCAGCGGUACGACGCGAUGAUCUGGCGGAUGUACCGCUCAGUCACCGGCUUCUCAGUCCUGCGGUCCGCCCUGGGCAUCAGCAGCGCCACAGGGGACGACAAGCCAUUGGAAGACGACGAGGACAGCCACUCGGAUUGUGAGCAACCGCCCCCUACCUCGACCUGA